AUGGGUUCAAUAUCAGACUCAACAACUGAGCCUAACAUUCCCAUCAUUGACCUAGCUGCUUUCCUAAAUCCAGAAAGUACGGUCGAAGAGCGUCUCACAGUCGCGCAGGACCUGGUCUCUGCCUGUCGACAUGUCGGCUUCGUAUACAUCAAAAACCACGGCGUGCCCCAGGAGCAACUCGAGCAAGUAUUUUCAAUCUCCAAGGAAUUCUAUGAUCUUCCAACCGAACAGAAAAGGAAAGCCCCCCAUCCUCCAGGCUGGAGCGUACAUCGUGGCUAUUCAUGGCCUGGACUGGAGAAAGUUUCCAGUGCAAUCAGUGCGACCGAUGAUGAGGAGGCUAUCAAGGAGCUACGAGAAGUUCAGGACUACAAGGAAAGCUACGAAAUUGGCUCUGAGGAAAACCCAAGUCAGCCAAACGUCUGGCCUCCAGAUGAUAUACUGCCUGAGUGGCGACCAUUUAUGACCUCAUUUUAUUGGACUUGCUUUGAAGCAGGCAAGCGAAUUCUGCGAGCUCUUGCACUGGGCAUCGGACUGGACGAGCACCAUCUCCUCAAGUAUCAUAAUGGACAUUACAAUCAGCUACGGUUGCUGCACUAUCCCCCCAUUCCAGAGGCUGCAGUUAGAAGUGGGAAAUUCGCGAGAAUGCCUGCACAUACAGACUGGAGUACCAUGACAUUCUUGUUUCAAGAUGAUUGUGGUGGACUGCAGGUUGAACAUCCCAACAACGCGGGACAAUUCAUCGACGUUGCUCCUAUCCCAAGCACGGCGGUGAUGAAUGUCGGCGACUUGUUGAUGCGUUGGAGCAAUGAUUAUCUCAAAUCGACCAUGCAUCGCGUCCAAUUGCCUCCGCUGCAAGAUCGAUUCUCAGGCGACAACAGGAUGACCAGAGCACGUUACUCGAUACCUUACUUUGUGACGACCGACCCGGAUCUUCUGAUCGAGUGCCUACGAUUUGACGAAGAACAUCCACCAAAAUAUGGGCCGAUUACGCAAAGAGAUUACGCGGCGAUGCGAGCAAGAAUGCAGUAUUGA
Messenger RNA from Exophiala aquamarina CBS 119918, 1032 nucleotides. RefSeq lists its product as uncharacterized. The transcript has 3 exons. The record is from RefSeq and is a predicted model, not a curated record. Lineage: Eukaryota; Fungi; Ascomycota; Eurotiomycetes; Chaetothyriales; Herpotrichiellaceae. The coding region runs from base 1 to 1032 and encodes 343 amino acids.